UUCCCCGCGGGUCUCCGGGGCGGGGCGGCAGAAAGGGGGAGCGCUUCCGAAGGACCCCACCACCAACAUCCCGUCCCCCCGCCUUCCCUCCCGCCGCCCGGGAAGGCCAACCCCGCCUGCCUGAGUCACGGCCGGAGCUGGGGAGGAGCCGGGGAAGGCGGCCCCAGCCCAGAGCGCAGCCGGCGGCUUCAGGGAGAGCCAGGGCAGGGCAGUCGGGGAGCAUGGGGGAGAGCGCGCUGGAGCCGGGGCCUGUUCCCGGAGCGCCGGCUGGGGGCCCGGUGCACGCCGUCACGGUGGUGACCCUGCUGGAGAAGCUGGCCACCAUGCUGGAGGCGCUGCGCGAGCGGCAGGGGGGCCUGGCUCAGAGGCAGGGCGGCCUGGCGGGCUCCGUGCGUCGCAUCCAGAGCCGCCUGGGCGCGCUGAGUCGCAGCCACGACACCACGAGCAACGCGCUGGCGCAACUGCUCGCCAAGGCGGAGCGCGUGGGCUCGCACGCCGAUGCCGCCCAGGAGCGCGCCGUGCGCCGAGCCGCCCAGGUGCAGCGGCUGGAGGCCAACCACGGGCUGCUGGUGGCGCGCGGGAAGCUCCACGUUCUGCUCUUCAAGGAGGAGGCUGAAAUCCCGGCCAAGGCCUUCCAGAAGGCGCCGGAGCCCUUAGGCCCGGCGGACCAGGCCGCCGAACCUGGCCCCCAGCAGCCAGAGGGCGAAGGUGGGGAGAGCUCAGACGAGGAGCAGCCCGUGGAGUCCAGGGCGCUGCGGCUGCGGCGCGCCGGGUUGGUACAUAGCUUGCGAAGGGCCUUUUCGGGCCGGAAAGGGCCUGCAGCGCCAACCCCCACGCCUGUUAAGCCUCCUCGCCUUGGGCCUGGCCGGAGCCCUGAGGGCCAGCCGGAAGCCCAGCCUGAGUCGGAGUCUAAGCAGGAGCCAGAACCUCCGCAGGAUACCGAGGAAGAUCCCGGGAGACCUGGGGCUGCCGAAGCAGCAGCGGCUGUGCUCCAAAUAGAGAGUGCGGCCUGAUGGCCGGUGCUGCCUGCCUCCCCCGUGCCGAUGCCUAGCCCCGAAAUAAAUCUUCCUCUCAGAAUGCAGCGUUCCGGCCCAAAUAAGGAGUGAAUCCUGCAUCCACAGCCCAGCGCUGGCCCUCCCUUCCUGGCUUCUUAAGCCCAGCACCCUGUGUCCUUUAAAAGAGCAGCCACUCACACCUGCUUACACUCACCGUCAAUAAAAGUCAUGGCACCUAAA
Balaenoptera ricei (Rice's whale) is the source of this 1235-nucleotide messenger RNA. It is a transcript of the gene CAVIN3, whose product is annotated as caveolae associated protein 3. Lineage: Eukaryota; Metazoa; Chordata; Mammalia; Artiodactyla; Balaenopteridae. The transcript has 2 exons. Bases 222 to 1013 code for a protein of 263 amino acids. Gene Ontology annotation, molecular function: protein kinase C binding. Gene Ontology annotation, cellular component: caveola; cytoplasm. The record is from RefSeq and is a predicted model, not a curated record.